Molecule: messenger RNA, 1680 nt
Organism: Carlito syrichta (Philippine tarsier)
Lineage: Eukaryota; Metazoa; Chordata; Mammalia; Primates; Tarsiidae
Gene: CLEC4F
Product: C-type lectin domain family 4 member F
Exons: 6
Coding region: 1-1680 (559 amino acids)
Molecular function (GO): signaling receptor activity
Source: RefSeq, a predicted model, not a curated record
AUGGACGGUGACGCAGCCCACUUCCGUACAGAUAACCAGUGUGUCUCCCUGUACCCCCGAGGGGUGGACUCUGCGGCAGUGGCUCCUGCAACGCCCAAGAUGUCCAGGCCUGUUCAGGCUGCCCUGGCAUUUAUGGCUGUGAUCGUGGUCUCCUCUCUUGUGGCUUUCUUUGUUGUGGGUGUGAGACACCACACCCGGCCUAUUCCCUCCGAAGUCUUAAGCACACUCUGGUUGGCCCACCUGAUACUUCCCCAUGUCAUGGGCCUCUUUGUCUGCCUUCUCCUCUUCCUCCCUCCAGAAUACCACAACUUUGGCAGGGAGGCAAAGGUGCAAGAGGUUAUCCAGAUGUUGAUGAGUUGCAUGGAAAAUUCCAGCACCGGGCAUAUGUUGAAGUGCAGAGUGGACAACGUCAGUUCUCAGCUCCAGGUGUUCGGGGGUCACCUUGGCAAUGUCAAUGCUGACAUCCAGGUGGUAAAAGGCGUUCUAAAUGACGUCACUGCCUUGAGUUUGCAGACCCAGAUGUUAAGGAGUUCCUUGGAGGGGGCCAGUGCUGAGAUCCAGAGGCUCAAGGGAGGCCUGGAAGAGGCAAACACUUUGACUUCCCAGACCCAGAGUUUCUUGAAAAGCAGUUCUGAAAACACCAGCAUUGAGCUCCACGUGUUAAGCAGAGGCUUAGAAAAUGCCAACUCUAAAAUUCAGAUGUUGCAGACAGAUUUGGAAGUGGCUAAUGCUCAGGCUUGCUUAGCAAAUAGUAGCUUAGAGAAUACUAAUGCUGAGAUCCAUGUUUUGAGAGGCCAUCUGGAUAGUGUCAUUGACUUAAGGACCCAGAACCAGGUUUUAAGACAUAGUUUGGAAGGAGCCAGUGCUGAGAUCCAGGGGCUUAAGGGAAGUCUGCAAGAAGCAAAAGCUUUAAACUCCCAGACCCAGACCUUGAUAAAAGGCAGUUUAGACAACAUCAGUGCUGAGAUCCAGUUAUUAAGAGGUCAUUUGCAAAGGGCUGGGGAUGAGAUUCAUUUGUUAAAAAGAGAUUUGGAAACUGUCACCGCCAAGACCCAACUUGCAAAUGGCCGUCUGGACCAGACAGAUGCUCAGAUCCAAGUAUUCAUCGCAGAGAUGGAAAAUGCCAAUGCCUUAAACUCCCAGAUUCAGGUGUUAGAUGGUCAUUUGAAAAAUGUCAGCAGAGAGAUAAAGACUCUAAAACAAGGAAUAAAGAAGGCGGAGGCCUUAAGUUCUCAGACCCAGCUGUUAGAGAGCAAUCUGCAGAAGGCCCGUGCCCAAAUCCAAAGCUUAACAAAGGAUUUAGAGAACAUCAGAAGUCUGACUGCAAAGAUCCAGGAGGAGCAGAGUCGCCUGAAGACCCUCCAUGAGACCAUUGCUUCACAGGAGCAAUUGCAAAGAACCCAGAAUCAUCUUCUCCGGCUGAUCCUGCAAGGCUGGAAGGUCAACAGUGGAAGCUUGUACUACUUUUCUCUUGUCAAGAAGUCUUGGCACGAGGCUGAGCAGUUCUGUGUGUCCCAGGGAGCCCACCUGACAUCGGUGACCUCUGAGGAGGAACAGACAUUUCUGACACAGUUCACAAGUCAAUUUUACCACUGGAUCGGCCUCACUGACAGGGGCACAGAGGGCUCCUGGCGCUGGACAGAUGGGACACCAUUCGAUAAUGCCCGGAGCAAAAGGUGA